AUGUUUAAUCAAACUGAAGUAAAACACGAAGUUGGUGAGACGACUUGCAAUGAAGUAAAACAAGAAAUUGGUGAUGUGGCUUGCAAAAGAGAAAUAGAUAACAAAGUAGAUGAAGUUCUACAGGAUAGUUUUAAAAUUGAAAUUAAGGAGGAACCUACCAGGAAAAGUACAAAUGAUACAUGUGAUUAUUUAGAUGUAAAGAAAUGUCUUAAAGCUGAAUUCAAACAAGAUGAUGGUAAGUAA
Molecule: messenger RNA, 243 nt
Organism: Diabrotica balteata
Lineage: Eukaryota; Metazoa; Arthropoda; Insecta; Coleoptera; Chrysomelidae
Source: the annotation of a GenBank genome assembly